CCCAAACACCCAGCCCCCGCUUCUUCGGUUCUUCCCCCCCGGAUUCUCCUCCCGCGCCCGCGGUUUCCACCACCCCGCCCCGUCUCCACCGCCUCACACUCCCGCGCCACUUGCGCCGGCCGCUUUCCCCGAACCCCCAAACGCCCCGCUGGCCGCCCGCGGAGACAUCUAUAUAGCCGCGUGUCCUUCGCUAAUCCCACCCCGGAGGUGAUCACCAAUCCAUCGUCAUCCGCGGAGGUCUUUGGCGGCGGCGGCGGCGAAGAGACCGAAGAGAGGAAGCAGCAGGAAGAGAUAGGUGCAGAUCAGGAAAUGGGCGGCGCCGGCGCGGCAGGGAAGCGCGGCACGCGGUGCGAGCUCUGCGGGGGCGCGGCGGCGGUGCACUGCGCCGCGGACUCGGCGUUCCUCUGCCUGCGCUGCGACGCCAAGGUGCACGGCGCCAACUUCCUGGCGUCCAGGCACCUGAGGCGCCGCCUGGGCGCGGGCGCGGCCGCCGGGUCGGGGUCCUCGGCGUCGUCCGCGUCGAGCAGCUCCUGCGUGUCCACGGCCGACUCCGCGGAGUCGACGGCCGCCGCGGCGGCGCCUUCUGCGGCGCGGAAGCAGCGGGCGCGCGCGGAGGCGGUGCUGGAAGGGUGGGCCGGGCGGAUGGGCUUCGCGGCGGGGCCCGCGCGCCGGCGCGCCGCGGCGGCCGCGGGGGCGCUCCGGGCGCUGGGCCGGGGCGUGGCCGCCGCCCGCGUCCCGCUCCGCGUCGCGAUGGCCGCGGCGCUCUGGGCCGAGAUCACGUCCGCCCUCUCCGCCGCCGCGUGCAAGGGCGGGGAGGCCGCGCUGCUCCGGCGGCUGGAGGCCGCGGCGCACGUCCCGGCGAGGCUGGUGCUCACCGUGGCGUCGUGGAUGGCGCGCGCCGCGAGCCGCCACCGGGCGCCGCCCGCCGAGGCCGACGACGAGGAGGGCUGGGCCGAGUGCUCCUGACCAACCGCUCAUCCGUUGCUGCUGCACUGUACGAGCUGCCGCUGAGCCCGCGAGCGCGUGCCGCGUCCGGGGGAGAGAUCAGAGGUGUUCUGGGCGUAGCAUUAGCAGCAUCAUGUGGGCAACGUUCGUUUGUUCUUUUCCUCCCCUAAUUAACUAGCAAAUCUUGUGGUUAGUAGGGCCAGGAAGAUGAGGUCUCCGGACGGAUGGGGCCGUGGGAGUGUAAGGCUGGUUAACAAAAGGCUACUAUUUGAUUUGAUUUGAUUUUUUUAGACCAACUAUUUGAUCUGAUUUGCUCUCA
This is a messenger RNA of Panicum hallii, 1264 nucleotides long. Its product is annotated as B-box zinc finger protein 32-like. The record is from RefSeq and is a predicted model, not a curated record. Gene Ontology annotation, molecular function: zinc ion binding. NCBI's taxonomy places the organism in Eukaryota, Viridiplantae, Streptophyta, Magnoliopsida, Poales, Poaceae. The transcript has a single exon. The coding region runs from base 310 to 966 and encodes 218 amino acids.